UCUCACUCUAAGAUCUCUCCACUCUCUACAAACACUUGACCGAUCCCUUCAAAAACUCACUCUCUUUCUCGCCUACUUGUGCUCUUACUACUUCACUCCUCUCUCUCUCCACCGUACAACCAGCACAAUGCGGCUCUCGGCUCUACUUUCUUUCCUCCUCCUCCUCCUCCUCUUCUCCACCAGCACUCUCACUCUCACAAACGCGCACAACAUCACGCGCCUCCUAUCUCACCACCCAUCAUUCUCCACAUUCAACCAUUACCUCACAAUAACACACCUCGCCGAUGAGAUCAACCGCCGCACAACCAUCACCGUCUGCGCUAUCGACAACACUGCCAUGUCAGCACUUCUCUCAAAACACCCAUCAAUCUACACUAUCAAAAACAUGCUUUCUCUUCACGUUCUUUUAGACUACUUUGGCGCCAAAAAACUGCACCAAAUAACCAACGGAACUGCACUUGCCGCCACCAUGUUUCAGGCCACCGGAUCAGCUCCAGGCUCAUCUGGGUUCGUUAACAUCACUGAUAUUAAAGGAGGGAAAGUGGCGUUUGGUCCUGAGGAUAAUGAUGGAAAUCUCGGUGUUUUCUUUGUUAAGUCUUUAGAGGAAGUGCCUUACAAUAUUUCUAUCAUCCAGAUUAGCAAUUUUUUGCCAUCUGACGUGGCGGCUGCUCCUACACCGGAGCCUAGUCGGAUGAAUUUGACUGAUAUGAUGUCUGCUCAUGGUUGUAAGUUCUUUGCUGAUACUUUGUUGGCCAAUCCUGAAGCUUCUAGUACUUAUCAGGACAAUAUUGAUGGAGGAUUAACAGUGUUUUGCCCUCUUGAUGAUCCAUUCAAAGCCUUUCUACCUAAAUACAAGAACUUAACAGCCGCAGGCAAAGUGUCAUUCCUUGAAUUCUUUGGUGUGCCUAUCUACCAAUCUUUGUCUAUGUUAAAAUCCAACAAUGGUGUCAUGAACACUUUGGCUACUGAUGGGGCAAACAAGUUUGAUUUCACAGUGCAAAAUGAUGGUGAGGAUGUGACAUUGAAGACGAAGACCGCGACAGCAAAAAUAAUUGGGACUUUGAUAGAUGAGCAGCCACUUGCUAUAUACACCAUUAACAAGGUCUUGUUGCCUAAGGAGUUGUUCAAGGCAGAAGCACCAACCCCUGCUCCAGCGCCUGCUCCGGAGAAAGCAGCAGAUGGACCAAAAUCUAGCAAGGAUGACACUUCAGCUCCAUCAGACUCUCCGGCUGAUGCACCAUCUGAUGAUGACCCAGCAGAUCAAACAGCUGAUGACAGUGCUGGCGUGAGAUUUAAUGGUGGAAGAUUUGUUGCCAAGGUAUUAAGUGUCUGCUUAGGACUUCUCAUGCUGUAAGUUUUAUCAACAUUCAUAUUCACCAAGUUUGUGGGGAAUAAGUCAAGCUCUUCAUGGGCUAAUUUAUUACUCAUUGAGGAUGUGUUUACCCUUUUUUAGUUUCUUCUUGUUGUUAGUGUGUUAAUUUUCUAUUCCUUUUUUUCUCCGUUUUUUCUUCUAUUCAAGAGGAUUUCCAGAGGUUUGUGAUUUGUAUUUUGUCCUAGAUGCUGCUGUAAAUCUAUUUAUACACUGUUAUUGUCACUAAUCAGGAAGAUUUUGUCAUAGUAAUAUAAAAACUAUUGUGUGCAA
Messenger RNA from Ricinus communis (castor bean), 1642 nucleotides. RefSeq names its product fasciclin-like arabinogalactan protein 1. Gene Ontology annotation, cellular component: plasma membrane. The transcript is spliced from 2 exons. Gene Ontology annotation, biological process: root development; shoot system development. NCBI's taxonomy places the organism in Eukaryota, Viridiplantae, Streptophyta, Magnoliopsida, Malpighiales, Euphorbiaceae. Bases 128 to 1354 code for a protein of 408 amino acids. The record is from RefSeq and is a predicted model, not a curated record.